Lodderomyces oxycetoniae is the source of this 1107-nucleotide messenger RNA. RefSeq names its product DNA-3-methyladenine glycosylase II. Lineage: Eukaryota; Fungi; Ascomycota; Pichiomycetes; Serinales; Debaryomycetaceae. The coding region runs from base 1 to 1107 and encodes 368 amino acids. Gene Ontology annotation, cellular component: nucleus; protein-DNA complex. The record is from RefSeq and is a predicted model, not a curated record. Gene Ontology annotation, molecular function: alkylated DNA binding; DNA-3-methyladenine glycosylase activity; DNA-7-methylguanine glycosylase activity. Gene Ontology annotation, biological process: base-excision repair, AP site formation; base-excision repair; DNA alkylation repair. The transcript has a single exon.
AUGGGAGCAAUCACAAGGUCAAAUAAAUCAGGAGCUAGAACGGCUGAAAACACGUCUCAAGUAUAUCCAUUAGCAACAGAGAUUCCGCAAGACGUCAACAAGUCAUCCAACGGUAAAGUCAGCAAACCAAAACCAAAACCAAAAUCAAAAUCAAAAUCAAAAUCAAAACCAAAACCAAAACGUAAAUCACCUGUCUCGAAACCUUUAAAGGAUGGACAAAAAGUACUUGAAAAAUCCAGCAAAUCUAUAGAGCUAUUCCUAGACCGUGAAAAUAUCCCACCAGAUUUGUCGCUCCCUAAGGAAUUUAUUGACUGGCAUACACCGCAUUUCAUUAAAGGUCUUCAAUACUGUAUAGAAAAGGAUCCCACAUUGUACCCCGUGGUAGCACAACAAAACUUUAGUGGAUUUGGAUCAAAGGAGUUUGAUGAAAAACUACAGACUGCGGAUGACGAUCGAGUACACUUUUAUUGGUAUAGUCUUGUAAGGUCGGUCAUUGCUCAACAAGUAAGUGGUGCUGCUGCCAAAGCGAUUGAAAAAAAGUUCAAAAGCUUGUUCUCCGAGGAUGAAAUACCCACAGCACAAAAGACAAGAGAGAUGAGUUCUGAAAAGUUGAAAAGUGCUGGGCUAUCUGGUCCCAAGGUGAAGUAUGUUGAGCAUAUUAGUGAAGUGUUUUCCAACCCAAAAAACAUUUUGUGUGACUUGAAUUUCUAUAGAACCGCUUCAGAGGAAGAAAUUUAUAAAGAGGUAUGUAAGUUGAAAGGGAUAGGUAUUUGGUCGGCAAAGAUGUUUGCUUUGUUUACAUUGGAAGAAAUGGAUGUGUUUGCUGAGGAUGAUUUGGGUAUAGCGAGAGGGAUGGCCAAGUAUUUAGAGCAAAGGCCUGAAGUGUUGGAAAGAGUCAAGCGGGAAUGUGCAGGCGACGAGUCAAAACAAAUCAAAUUGAAAAAAAGACCAAAAUUCUUUAACAAGGAGAGUUCCAAGAGAACAUGGAAACCUUUACACGAUGUAUAUGUCAUCGAGGUUGCCGAAAAGUUCAAACCUUAUAGAAGUGCAUUUAUGAUGAUAUUAUGGAGAUUAAGUUCUACAAAUAUAGAAGCAUUAGAAAUAUAG